Molecule: messenger RNA, 1982 nt
Organism: Tarenaya hassleriana
Lineage: Eukaryota; Viridiplantae; Streptophyta; Magnoliopsida; Brassicales; Cleomaceae
Product: ATP synthase subunit beta-3, mitochondrial-like
Exons: 8
Coding region: 49-1716 (555 amino acids)
Biological process (GO): proton transmembrane transport; proton motive force-driven mitochondrial ATP synthesis
Molecular function (GO): ATP hydrolysis activity; proton-transporting ATP synthase activity, rotational mechanism; ATP binding
Source: RefSeq, a predicted model, not a curated record
UGCGCUCUCUUGGAUCUCAUUACCAGCCCUAGCCGCUCUCUCUCACUCAUGGCGUCUCGAAGAGUUAUCUCUUCGCUUCUUCGUUCCUCUUCCCGCAGAUCCACCCCUAAUUCCCCUUCCCUCUCUAGGCUUUCAUCUCCUACACUCGCUCGUGGUGCCGUUCCAUGUGGGCAUCUCCUCGGGCGCGUCUCCGAGUACGCGACCUCCGCGGCUCCUGCUGCGGCGGCUCCUUCGACUCCUGCGAAGGACGAUGCCCAGAAGAAAACCUUUGAUUACAGUGGAAAAGGAGCGAUCGGGCAGGUCUGUCAAGUUAUCGGUGCCAUCUGUGAUGUGAGGUUCGAGAACCAGGAGGGUUUGCCUCCGAUCAUGACCGCUCUCGAAGUGCUUGAUCACCCGACAAGGCUCGUGCUUGAGGUCUCUCAUCACUUGGGUCAAAAUGUCGUUCGGACCAUUGCCAUGGACGGUACCGAGGGUCUCGUCCGAGGUCGCCGCGUUCUUAACACCGGUGCUCCCAUCACGAUCCCUGUCGGAAGGGCUACCCUCGGACGUAUCAUGAACGUUCUCGGAGAACCCAUUGACGAGAGGGGAGAAAUCAAGACAGACCAUCACUUGCCCAUUCACAGAGAAGCUCCUGCUUUGGUUGAGCUCUCCACUGGGCAAGAGAUCCUUGCCACUGGUAUUAAGGUUGUCGAUCUCCUUGCUCCUUACCAAAGAGGAGGAAAGAUUGGUCUUUUCGGUGGUGCUGGCGUCGGCAAGACCGUGCUUAUUAUGGAACUGAUUAACAAUGUUGCCAAAGCUCACGGAGGGUUCUCUGUGUUUGCUGGUGUGGGUGAACGUACCCGUGAGGGUAAUGACUUGUACAGAGAAAUGAUUGAGAGUGGUGUCAUCAAGCUAGGGGACAAACAGUCUGAGAGUAAAUGUGCUCUCGUGUUCGGACAAAUGAAUGAGCCACCGGGUGCUCGUGCCCGUGUCGGACUUACUGGUUUGACUGUUGCUGAGUACUUCCGUGAUGCUGAGGGCCAAGAUGUGUUGCUUUUCAUUGAUAACAUUUUCCGUUUCACCCAGGCCAACUCUGAAGUGUCUGCUCUGCUCGGGCGUAUCCCCUCUGCUGUCGGUUACCAGCCAACUCUGGCUUCCGAUCUUGGUGCCCUUCAGGAGCGUAUCACAACCACCAAGAAGGGUUCUAUCACCUCUGUCCAAGCCAUCUAUGUCCCUGCUGACGAUCUGACAGAUCCUGCUCCUGCCACAACUUUUGCUCACUUGGAUGCCACGACAGUGUUAUCCAGACAGAUCUCUGAGCUUGGUAUCUAUCCUGCUGUGGAUCCUCUGGACUCAACCUCCCGUAUGCUCUCACCCCACAUCUUGGGAGAGGACCACUACAACACAGCUCGUGGUGUGCAGAAAGUGCUACAGAACUAUAAGAACUUGCAAGAUAUUAUUGCCAUUUUGGGUAUGGAUGAGCUCAGUGAAGACGAUAAGCUGACCGUUGCACGUGCCCGUAAGAUCCAGAGGUUCUUGAGUCAGCCUUUCCAUGUGGCCGAGGUCUUCACGGGCGCCCCAGGAAAGUAUGUGGACCUGAAGGAAAACAUCAAGAGUUUCCAGGGGGUGCUUGAUGGAUUGUAUGAUGAUCUAUCUGAACAAUCAUUCUAUAUGGUUGGAGGCAUCGACGAGGUGGUUGCCAAGGCAGAGAAGAUUGCCAGGGAAUCGGCAGCUUAAGCAUUCUUUCUUGCUUAUUUCUUCUGUCUUUUUGUGACAAUAACGAAAAAAAUCCAACGCUUUUGGUGGUGGUGCUGACGGGAAAGUUCAAGUUUCCGUUGCACGUUUGUUUCUGGUUUUUAGCGCCAAUGUGAGGGCAGAGACGUAGUCGCUGAACUGUAUCCUCUGUACUACCGGGAAAGUUGCUCCAUUUUUUUUUCCUGAAUAACGGAGACAUACAAAGUGUGUUGUCGGAUUCUUAUCACAAUGGAUAUUCUUGUGCCAUU